AUGGAUGUGAUGGAGAUGGUUACUAUUGGGCCCUUCCGCAUCCUACUGAUGUUUAGUUGCUUAGGAUAUGAAUGGAUGAGCGGGACUGAAGGAAGCAGCCGCCCAGAAGCAGGGACAGGGAGCUGGUUGGGGAGGACUAGAAAUCAGAAGGUUAUCAGUUAUCUGCCUGACCAUUUUCAGCCUGGGCCUGACUUUUUUGGAAUUCCUUGGAGAGCUAUCAUUAUUGUGUUUCUAGGAAUCUCUACACUUGGCAUUUUCCUCUGGAAAACUAGCUUUGGUGUGUCUUUCCUCAAGAUUGUCUUAAAGUUACAAAAUGUACAUGACAGAUCCACGGAUGUACAGCGGAGAGCCUGGAGGUCCAAUAGCCGUAGGCAAGAAGGGCUGAGGUCCACUUGUACACACACAAAGAAAAGGGUUUCUUCCUUUCCGGGAAUUAAAAUUGCCCUGGAAGACCUCUUUACUUCACGGAGCUUUAUGGAAGCCAGAGUUCGAGCUGAAGUCCAUAAGGUGACAACGAAGGUCAACAGUCAUUACCAAAUCAAUGGACAGAGGAAGACUACCGAGAAAGGGGAAUCGUUUCAAGGCGCGCAAGAGUUGCAGUGGCGGGCAGAGGACUCCUACAGACGCAAAAUCGCCCCUUCUGCAAGAAAGGCUCUUGACAACCAGGUAAGUUUGUUUGUUUUGCUUGCUUUUGGACAUAGUCUGCCAGGUCAGAACGUGGAUGUAUUUUUCUCCCCACAGCUCUUUGCUCAAACCUUGCAGUGGGAGAUGACCGAGAGGAAGGCUUACAAGCAGCACGGGUGUGAAAUGAGGGAAAAGCAGAGAAUGCCAGAGAGACACAUGAGUGAGGAGUCAGUCCAGGAACGACCGGGCCUAAAGAACCCUUUCUGGAGAGCAGAUUCAGGAUCUCAUUCGGUUCCCAUGAGGAGCAGCCACUGCGUCCCAGCUGGAAACACAGAGAAGACAAAGGUCAGUAUGGUUGCAGGGAAGCAUCAUCAUUCCUCAGGAUUGCCCUACUACCCGCCCUACCUCAUGGCUGAAACUGUAAGACAAUGGAUGGCGCACCAGCUGCCUCCUCCAUCUCAGUAUCAUCUGGGAGCUCAACCACUUCCAUCAGCUAAACGUUUUCUGGGACCUCCGACUAUUUCUCAACUCAAGCGUCCCCUAGGACCUCAAGAACCUUCUACAACUGAUGAUUUUCGGAGACCACAGAGCCCUCCAGUUGACUGUCCCCUGGGACCUCAAGCAUUUUCUCCAGCGGAUGACUCUCGGAGGCUGCAGACACCUCACGAGUGUCUUCUAGUACCUCCUCCAUCUUCUCCAGCUGAUGACUAUCUGACACUGCAGACACCUCCCGAGUGUCUUCGGGUACCUCUGCCACCUUCUCCACCUGAUGAUUUUCAGACACUGCAGACGCCACCUGAGUGUCAUCGGGUACCUCUUCCACCUUCUCCACCUGAUGAUUUUCAGACACUACAGAGGCCACCCGAGCGUCUUCGGGUACCUCUUCCACCUUCUCCACCUGAUGAUUUUCAGACACUGCAGACGCCACCCAAGUGUCUUCGGGCACCUCUUCCACCUUCUCCACCUGAUUUUCAGACACUGCAGACGCCACCCGAGUGUCUUCGGGUACCUCUUCCACCUUCUCCACCUGAUGAUUUUCAGACACUGCAGACGCCACCCGAGUGUCUUUGGGCACCUCUUCCACCUUCUCCACCUGAUUAUUUUCAGACACUGCAGACGCCACCCGAGUACACUGCAGACGCACCCGAGUGUCUUCGGUCACCUCUUCCACCUUCUCCACCUGAUGAUUUUCAGACACUGCAGACGCCACCCGAGUGUCUUCGGGUACCUCUUCCACCUUCUCCACCUGAUGAUUUUCAGACACUGCAGACGCCACCCGAGUACACUGCAGACGCCACCCAGUGUCUUCGGGCACCUCUUCCACCUUCUCCACCUGAUUAUCAGACACUGCAGUCGCCACCCGAGUGUUUUUGGGUACCUCUUCCACCUUCUCCACCUGAUGAUUUUCAGACACUGCAGACGCCACCUGAGUGUCUUCGGGCACCUCUUCCACCUUCUCCACCUGAUGAUUUUCAGACACUGCAGACGCCACCCGAGUGUCUUCGGACACUGCAGACGCCACCCAAGUGUCUUUGGGCACCUCUUCCACCUUCUCCACCUGAUUAUCAGACACUGCAGACGCCACCCGAGUGUUUUUGGGUACCUCUUCCACCUUCUCCACCUGAUGAUUUUCAGACACUGCAGACGCCACCCGAGUGUCUUCGGGCACCUCUUCCACCUUCUCCACCUGAUGAUUUUCAGACACUGCAGACGCCACCCGAGUGUCUUUUGGUGAAUGCAUCCCGGCAGGAUAUUGAAGACGCUGAAGAAACAGCAACUCAAGCUUGUGGUGGGACAGAUUCCACAGAAGGAUUGUUUAAUAUGGCCAAAACCUUCCUUCCAGAGGAGCCGCCCCGCUAUGUCACCAAAUCCCCCUCCACACUUAAGUGUGCAGCCCGGGACACCCAUCUAACUUUCUAUCACGAACAUUUUCAAACAGACAUAAAAGUAGAGCGUCCCCUAAAUUCUUCAGGCUGCUGA
This is a messenger RNA of Rhinopithecus roxellana (golden snub-nosed monkey), 2604 nucleotides long. Its product is annotated as nuclear pore complex-interacting protein family member B3-like. Gene Ontology annotation, cellular component: nucleoplasm. The coding region runs from base 1 to 2604 and encodes 867 amino acids. The record is from RefSeq and is a predicted model, not a curated record. The transcript is spliced from 15 exons. NCBI's taxonomy places the organism in Eukaryota, Metazoa, Chordata, Mammalia, Primates, Cercopithecidae.